Messenger RNA from Branchiostoma belcheri (Belcher's lancelet), 395 nucleotides. Its product is annotated as tumor necrosis factor receptor superfamily member 10A-like. The coding region runs from base 31 to 309 and encodes 92 amino acids. Gene Ontology annotation, cellular component: CD95 death-inducing signaling complex; cytoplasm. Gene Ontology annotation, molecular function: death receptor binding; caspase binding. Lineage: Eukaryota; Metazoa; Chordata; Leptocardii; Amphioxiformes; Branchiostomatidae. The record is from RefSeq and is a predicted model, not a curated record. The transcript is spliced from 2 exons. Gene Ontology annotation, biological process: TRAIL-activated apoptotic signaling pathway; positive regulation of extrinsic apoptotic signaling pathway.
GCAGGAGACCAGGAUCUAGGCUGCUUUCCAAUGGAAGAAAAUGAGGAGAAAGCUGAUGUGCAGAAAUAUUUUGACAAAGUCAUCAAUGAAGUCAGCCACAAGUGGGACGACCUGGCCAGGAAGUUAGGGUUCAACGAGAACAACAUAAAAGGAAUCAAGACAGAUCAGCCUGAUCAAGACCACAGGUGCAGAGAAGUGCUGGACAGGUGGAGAAACAGGGAGGGAAGGAAGGCUACUCUACAGGUUCUGAAGCAGGCACUUAUCAACAUUGAUGAACAGGCCACUGCAGAGAGUUUGGAAGGUGCAUAGUGAUGCAUACCGGUUCACUGGACUUGGAUCCGGACUUGUAAGAAUGUUUAGGUUCAAGUCCAAAAAAAACCUAAAAGUCAAGAACC